Cetraspora pellucida is the source of this 365-nucleotide messenger RNA. NCBI's taxonomy places the organism in Eukaryota, Fungi, Glomeromycota, Glomeromycetes, Diversisporales, Gigasporaceae. The record is from the annotation of a GenBank genome assembly.
AAAUAAGACCUGGAAGUUUAUUAGAAAAGGUGUUAGAAAGAUCAACAGCACAAAGUCUGCAGAGAGUUGGCAAUGCGAAGCUUGUCAAAACACUAGAAACAACAAAUGUUAUAGAAACAAGAAUAGACAGAUAUACAGCAUUACUGUUCACAGCAGAUGUAGUAAACAUAGCAGCAGAUAGUUCACAACAGCAAAAAGAAAGAAAAGCAAAAAACACAAAACAGCUAAAAGAGAUAGUUGAAACCAAAGAAAAUAAAAAAAAGGUAGAAUUGAAAGAAGAACUUAAAAAAUAUGAAGCAGGUAAGGAACAGGUAAUAACAGAAAAAAACCAAAAAUAUACAGCACAGAAUCAAGAUAUAAAGGAG